This is a messenger RNA of Condylostylus longicornis, 895 nucleotides long. Its product is annotated as 40S ribosomal protein S5. The transcript has 5 exons. Bases 131 to 811 code for a protein of 226 amino acids. Gene Ontology annotation, biological process: ribosomal small subunit assembly; translation. Gene Ontology annotation, cellular component: cytosolic small ribosomal subunit; ribosome. The record is from RefSeq and is a predicted model, not a curated record. Lineage: Eukaryota; Metazoa; Arthropoda; Insecta; Diptera; Dolichopodidae. Gene Ontology annotation, molecular function: mRNA binding; rRNA binding; structural constituent of ribosome.
AACAUGUCAAUUAUUUUCUGCUAAGAUAUGACAAGUUCAAAGCCUUUGCUAAUCGUACACAUAUAGUUCUUUUUUCUGUGGAUCUUUUUGAAGUAAGAUCGUCGAAGUUUUUAAAAAUAUAUAUUUUAAGAUGGCGGACACAGAUGUAAUACCUCCCGAAGAACAAAUUCCAGCUGAACCAGCACCUGCUGAUAUGGACACAAUUCUUGCUAUAGAUUGUUUACCACAAGCUGAAUUACCAGAUAUAAAAUUAUUUGGAAAAUGGAGUUGUGAUGAUGUUACUGUCGGUGAUAUUUCACUACAAGAUUACAUUGCUGUUAAGGAAAAAUACGCUAGGUAUUUACCACAUUCAGCUGGCAGAUAUGCAGCCAAACGUUUCCGUAAAGCACAAUGCCCAAUCGUGGAACGUUUAACUAAUUCUUUAAUGAUGAAAGGGCGUAAUAACGGAAAAAAAUUGAUGGCAGUCCGCAUUGUUAAACAUUCGUUUGAAAUUAUCCAUUUAUUGACAGGAGAAAAUCCAUUACAGACAUUAGUCCAUGCAAUCAUUAACUCAGGACCAAGAGAAGAUUCAACCCGUAUUGGUCGCGCUGGUACAGUUCGUCGUCAGGCUGUUGAUGUGUCACCACUUCGUCGUGUUAAUCAGGCUAUCUGGUUAUUAUGUACAGGAGCUAGAGAAGCUGCAUUUAGAAAUAUAAAAACAAUCGCAGAAUGCUUAGCUGAUGAACUUAUCAAUGCCGCAAAGGGCUCAUCAAAUUCAUAUGCUAUUAAAAAGAAGGAUGAAUUAGAACGUGUUGCCAAAUCUAACCGAUAAAUAUUAUGGCACCUUAUCCAUAAAUAUGAAGCUGUUCAUAUAUUUAAAAAAUUAUUUUUCAGAAUAAAAAAUAAGGACAAGAAA